AUGAGUAUAGCUGCAUAUGCGUAUGAAGCUGACAGAGCUAAACGUUUAUAUUUUGGUCAAUACUCUCUCACACUUACUGACAAAUAUAUUGUUAUCAGUGAUGGAAAUACCGAGAAAUACAUAACAUGGAAGGACUAUGAAAAGUUUGACCCUAUUUUAACUCCAUGCACUAUGCCAUUCAUUGUAAAUGGUGAAGUUGUCAUGAAGAACGACACAACAGUAUAUAAGUCUGUUCAUGAAGCGUUAGAAUAUAUGUUGAAUCAUAACCCAAAAAGAUUCGAUCCAAGCACUACACCAUGUGCAAUGCCUUUUAUUAAGGACGGUGAAAUCGUAAGAGUUCCGGAUUCAACGGUUUACACAGCUGUUCAAAACAGUUUACAAAACAUUUUAGCGAAUAUCUUUAAUUCAGAAACUACAGAAAUAAAAUUACCAUAUAUAACAGAUGCUAAAGAAAUUAAAUCAAAAACGACAACAUUAUUUACGUCACUUAAUGAUUUAAUGACUUAU
Molecule: messenger RNA, 507 nt
Organism: Trichomonas vaginalis G3
Lineage: Eukaryota; Parabasalia; Trichomonadida; Trichomonadidae
Product: organellar and viral DNA polymerase type B
Exons: 1
Source: RefSeq, a predicted model, not a curated record